AUGUCUCAGUGGAACUUGGAUGUUGGACCCUUGCUGCGCUACGACACUGUCGACGCGAACGGCGUGUACCAUGCCUUUGCCUUGAUUGUGACCGACCAUGCCUCGCCGAGCGAGCAGGUUUCAGCCCCCGUGCUGAGGUACACCCCCCUGCUGGCCGACGAGCAGGGUCCGCAAGUCAGCGGCCAAACGAUGCAGAGCCAGGCCGCGCAGAUCUGGGCGUAUGCGGACGAGUCCGGCCGCCUGCACCGUUUCUGGCGCUUUAAGCUGGAGAUCCAGCUGAUUGAGUACGCGCAGGUGGUUGCGUACGACAUCCCUGGCGCUUGCGAGGCGACCCAGUUCCAUGUGCCGGCGCGCCAGGAGAACUUCCGCUGGGCCGGCCACUCGUGCAAUGGCUUCAGCAGCAGCACGCCAACUGAAGAAUGGAACGGUGCGGACCCCCUGUGGAACGACCUGCUGGCCGAGCAUGCCAAGAAGCCCUUCCACAUGUGCAUGGGUGGUGGCGACCAGCUGUACAACGACAAGAUUGCGAACGAGGAGGAGCUGACGGGAGUACUUAAUUCGGACAACAGCAAGCCCAAUAUGACGCCCGUCACGGAUGAGAUUGCGACGGCCAUCGACCGUUUCCUCUUUUUCAACUACAAAAAGUGGUUCGGCAGCGGCAGCUUCUCCAAGGCUGCGUCGCAGAUUCCCAUGGUCAACAUGCUCGACGACCACGACCUGAUCGAUGGUUUCGGUACCUACCCCGACGAUUUGAUGAAGUCCCCGGUGUUUAACCACAUUGGCAGCCGCGGCUACUUCUUCUACCUGCUCUUCCAGCAGUUUAUGAACGACGAAGCGGACAGCAUCAGCAAUUCGGACACGUCAAACCCCAACCCAUCGCCGUUCCUCUCGCUCGUGAUCGGCGGCCCUGGCGCGUUCAUCCCGUACCCGACGCACUCGCUCAUCGUGUACCUGGGCCCGAAGCAGGCCAUGCUCCUGAUCGACUGCCGUGCGCAGCGCAAGCUCAAGCAGGUUUGUGCUCCGGACACGUACAAGCGCUGCUUUGACGCGGUACGCAAGCUGCCGGCCUCGGUCGAGCACCUGAUCAUCCAGUUGGGUGUGCCGCUUGCGUAUCCCCGCAUGGUCACCCUCGAAAAGAUCCUCGAAAGCAAGUACAAUCCGAUCGUGAAGCUCGCCAAGUGGCUCCUGCCCGCUUUCACCAACAACUUUAAUGGACAGGUGGAGCUGCUUGACGACCUCAAUGACCACUGGUGUGCGGCGCACCACAAGCGCGAGCGCAACUGGCUAAUUGAGCGCACGCAGGAGCUGUCGCUCGAACGCAAGCUGCGUAUUACGUUCAUCAGCGGCGACGUGCACGCGGGUGGCUGCGGUGUAUUCUACUCGGCCCGCAGCCUGCACCCCGAGCGCGACUACCGCUACAGCCUCGCAGUGAUCACGAGUGCGAUUGUGAACGCGCCGCCGCCGGCUCCGGUCAUCACGAUGGUCAACACGCUGGCCGCCAAGAAGCACCGCAGCUUGUUCUAUGUGCAUACGCGCGAAAAGAUGCUGCCCUUGUUCAAGUACGACCUCGAGGACAAGAAGCAGCGCAACAAGUACAUUAUCGGGGCUCGCAACUGGUGCGAGGCGAACCUGAACGAGAAGGGCGAACUUGUGUUUGACUUGCACGUCGAAAAGGCUAAGGGCGCGGGCGAGACUAAGGUGUACAGCAUGACGGCACCGCCGCCUAUGUUCCAGCAGAAGCUCAAGAAGUAA
Messenger RNA from Malassezia japonica, 1752 nucleotides. RefSeq lists its product as uncharacterized. The transcript has a single exon. Bases 1 to 1752 code for a protein of 583 amino acids. NCBI's taxonomy places the organism in Eukaryota, Fungi, Basidiomycota, Malasseziomycetes, Malasseziales, Malasseziaceae. The record is from RefSeq and is a predicted model, not a curated record. Gene Ontology annotation, cellular component: membrane.